Molecule: messenger RNA, 874 nt
Organism: Trifolium pratense (red clover)
Lineage: Eukaryota; Viridiplantae; Streptophyta; Magnoliopsida; Fabales; Fabaceae
Product: probable ribosome biogenesis protein RLP24
Exons: 5
Coding region: 155-643 (162 amino acids)
Biological process (GO): ribosomal large subunit biogenesis
Cellular component (GO): nucleolus
Source: RefSeq, a predicted model, not a curated record
UAAAACCCUAAAAAUCACCAAAAUUCACCAGCUCCAUCAAAACAACAAAGUUCACCGCACUGAACUCAACCGCCAGAAAUCGCAGGCGGACUUGACCGCCGUCCGCCCGAAAGACAACAAACUCCGUGAAGUGUUUCUCUAGUCUGGAGGCACAAUGAGAUUGGAGAAAUGUUGGUUUUGUUCUUCGACUGUAUAUCCCGGACAUGGAAUUCAGUUUGUUCGUAACGAUGCAAAGAUUUUUCGGUUUUGUAGAUCAAAAUGCCACAAGAACUUCAAAAUGAAGAGAAAUCCUCGGAAAGUAAAAUGGACCAAGGCAUAUAGGCGAGUUCAUGGAAAGGAUAUGACACAGGAUUCAACCUUUGAGUUUGAGAGAAAGCGAAACAGGCCUGAGAGAUACGACAGGAAUCUUGCUGAGAAUGUACUCAAGGCAAUUCCUAAGAUUGAUAAGAUCAGAGUCAGUAGGGAGGAGAGCCACCAUAAGAACAGGAUGAAAGGCAACAAGGAUAAAGCACGGAGGGAAGCACAGAAGGAAUUGAAGCAGGACAUCGUUUUGAUCACAGAACCUAACUCUACACCAGGCGAUAAGAUCACAGUCAAUGUUACCCAACAACUGCCAGAAGAGAAUCCUCUCAUGGAAGAGUGAUUCUAUCAGUGUUGCACUUUUGUUUGUUUUUGCCAGUUUAAUUUAUGUGGCUGUAUUUGUUUCUUGCAUAAGGCCCAAGUUACCGGUUGCCUUGUGAUUAUUAAUUUAAGUCGAAUGUUGUGGUUUUUGAACGAAAUUUUGAGUAAAUGUUGUGUAACGUCUCUUAGACAAUGGUUAUGUUCUGUGAGAUAGUGAACUGUUCUAAAGAAAUUUUGAUAGAUGUUACUUAAA